CUUGCGCAAAGCACAACCCAUCGACACAGCAACCACCAACCCACCACCUUGGACGGAAUGCGGUCGAAACAGCGAGCUAUCGAUUCUCGCGGCUCUCCAUGUGACCAAAAGAAGCCUGGGCUUGUACUCUACACCAUGUCCAUCAUCAUCUGCUACGUCCCACUGUUCGUGCAGAGUAUUUUCCGCGCCUUAUUUUCGCCAGAUGCGCCGGCCAUGAGCCCGCGGUCAUCGGAUCUCGAGGAACGCCGUGGAGAAAUACGGCUACAACUUUCAUGGACUGCUUCACUAGUUAAAGACAAAGCCGCCAUACCUGGACCAAGUGCAACCCAACCCUCGCGGCAUUUCAAGCGCUGCCAAAGUUCGUCGUUGAAGCGCGAAGCCCGAAGGAGCAUCGGGAAAAGGACGGGUGGCUUGACGAUGAUGAGUCGCAGGAUAUUGUUGGCGACGAUCGCGGCCUUAAACGCGGGUCUCGUGGAUGGCAGCUUGCUGGUUGACUUGCCAUCGGGUUUCAAGUGCGCGUGGUACAACCUGGAGCAUCCUGCUCAGUUCGCGAUAUUGUUUUUGAUGGUGGGUGUCGUGUAUUUUAUCAACCGGCUAUUCAACGAGGUUGAUAAGGUGAUGUACGCUCGUUUGUCCUGCGCCACCGAAGCUUGGAUGGACGAGAUCAGGCAUUCGCGCCAGGUUUAUCAGCCGGUUGCAACCUAAAUGCUCGCGACCAGACGGAAACGACCAACAACGCUGUACCUUCGGGGCUGGCGGUCGCCGAAAUGUUAGCCAGGGACCGCAGUGCACGGGGAGGAACAGCUCAAAACAUGCCAUCUACUUUGCACGACGGAGAACUCGUCGAAGUCACCCACGAGCUGGGUAAUAUUCGAAACUUGCCCUACAUAUUCGAACGCAAAACGACCGGAAUUUUUAUUUUAUUGCCCGUACACGUUGCAAACGUAGCCGAGAUAUUCGCCAACAUGUAGCCAAGAGAACCCAUUCCAUAUUCGUUUAGGACUACGGCAGAAGACGAUUGUGCCGUAGCGAACGGGACAAACACCUGCGGGUUGUGGCGCCUCCUGAUUUCCUCUACGGGAAAGCGAGAAAAACUUUUGUCGAUUCAUAAGUUAGUAAAUUCUGAAUAAGUGCACCUCGUUCAGCGCUCGCUUGCUCUUUGCGAUCCUACUGCAGUUGCUUGUAAGAUGUUCAUUCGGUUAUCCAUGGAUUAUCCAUGCAUCUGUUCGGACACCAGUAUACUCCCCAAUCGUUCGUUGAACCAGUUGGGAAUACCGAUAUUGGUUUGCCUUGAAUGCGCUGCUGUCGCAAAAAGUUGGUCAAGUAGACAGGUUGAGCACCUCGUUUGUGACAGCUCGCUUGUAUUUUUUGUUGUGUACUCGAGCAUCUAUACAAUGUUCGAACGCAGCACCUAAGGCACGCGGGCCACGACGGUUUGUGAAUGUACAGUGUUAGUGUUCCGGUGGCAACACCGGGCCGGUCGCCCCGGUGGUCUAGUGGGUAGCCUCGCAGCCUGCUAAGGGCCAGGUCAUGGGUUCGAGUCCCGACAGAGUGAGUUUUUUCUCGCUAAUUAAAUCGUGGUCUCCGUUGGAAGCGACGCGCUGCAAAGCUCGUUGUUAGUAAACUUGAUCGACUUCGUAAGUCGCGAGGGAAGGGAUUGCUGUGCCCUUCUCGCGACAAAAAUAUCUCACGCAGGAACUGCAGCAGGGGGUCCAACCUCCCCCUCCUAUGUGACCCCGGUUGGGUCGUCUAGCUGGUAAAAGAGGAUAGGGGCCAGAGGGGCAGACGACAGAGUCCGAUGAUGGGAGAAAAAACAACACAAAAAAUAACAAAGAUGACGUAGUCUAGUCGUACCACGAUGACAUGAAAAUUGUCCAUUUCAGGUAAUGGAAGUAAGUACAAGGAUAGGGAGAUGUAGUUCGGGAUAGGGUAUCUCGUCUUCCUGUACACUGUCUGGGAAAGAAUGCGCCGUUGGGUGCUCUUGGGCCAUUAAAAAAAACAGUCGCCCGGAGCCAAUCUCUGCAGCGGCCUGGCGUUUAGGUAGCUGCGUUGCUUUGGGACGUUUUGUCGGGAAAUUGUCCGAAACUCAGCGCCUGGCGAACGAUGUUCGAAAACAGGAACCGGGUCCGGGAAGAUGAAGAGGUGAUGAACCUCGUAGGUAAUGCAAUCUCUGCAGUAGUACGCACACGCUCUUCUAUUUCCCGCGGUUUGAAGUGGUUGUGAAAUAGCACCCAUCGAUUGGUCGGCGAGUUGCUUCGUCGAAGCGUGUACGCGUGAUUUUUGCUGUCCUUAUUUUCUGGGCCGUGGUCAGGCUGUAAUUUAUUCGCCGUGCAUGUCGCUCUAUGCGUCAUGACGGGUCACCAUUCGCUAUUAUGCACUUUUUGUUGCUUGGUCUUUUUCUUAUGAACAACGCACGAACUUGUCUUGUGAGCAAACAUGUUGGAUACGUGCUAAAUGUGGAAUUGUUGGAACUGAAGGGUUCGGGGUUAGAGUCAAAGGCAAUACAUAUUCUACGUGGAGCAUGAAACGACAGUGUAACCUGAUUUGUGCGCGGGCCGUUUUGUACAAGGCUUGGGGUGGUCGGCCUUAGAUGUUGUCGCUACAUGGAUAGCUAGGUACUGCUCGACAGGUCUAGGUCCUUUCGCACAACGAGGGGCCUGAACACAGGAUCUACGGUACCCCUCGCCUGUGUCGUAGUCUAUAGUCUAAUAACGUAAUACCUUCAAAUGGCGGUCCCUCUGUCCAUGUUCGAUGUUGAUCAACUCCGUUGGUUCACGAGAGGGAUCGGUACCUCUCCCUUGUAGAUAAUGGUGUUUCGGUUGCUGAUCCAGCGUCCACACUCGGCCAGCGAUUCCCUGGUUUUGGUGUCCUCCUCGUCACUUGUCUUGAGUCAUGUUGUGACCCUUGUAGCAGGAAAAUCCCCAUGCAGGCGUUAGGAGAGGUUGGCUCCUCGUUGUGGCGUUCUCAUUGACUACGUACGAGCCUCCUGUACGCAAUCGCGCCUUGAUGGUUCAGUUUACUGUUCACGUUACACAAGCUACAUCCACGCCGUGCCGCCGGACGCACCCCACAAUACCGUAAUAUUCGCAUGAGGAACUAUAAUAAUUCGAUCGUAGCCAAGAUAGGGAUGACGCCUGGGCUGCG
Molecule: messenger RNA, 3144 nt
Organism: Ectocarpus sp. CCAP 1310/34
Lineage: Eukaryota; Phaeophyceae; Ectocarpales; Ectocarpaceae
Source: the annotation of a GenBank genome assembly